Dicrocoelium dendriticum is the source of this 4095-nucleotide messenger RNA. NCBI's taxonomy places the organism in Eukaryota, Metazoa, Platyhelminthes, Trematoda, Plagiorchiida, Dicrocoeliidae. The record is from the annotation of a GenBank genome assembly.
ACAUCAACGGCUGUCGAUGUGAUUAUAAGUGUAGGGCGACGCCCGUUGACGAAUCGACCAACCAGUGAAUUCGCUCUUAUAGAGGUCACAGGGGUGAGGCAAUGUGGCGUUGGUCACGCCCGUAACAGACAUCAUUCUAACUCUGGUGGGAGAGACUGAAGCUGUUCACUGUGUAUUAUACAUGUUUGAAAUGAACACCACAGUUUCGCACACAGCAAGUCAUAGUUACCCACAAGCUUCGGGGAAAAUUCCAACAAUGGGCAUGCGACACUUGAUAGAAAACGCAUUGUCGCAACCUACAUUAGAUCCACAAAUCCUCCAUCUGACGUCUAGUGUGGAAUGAUGAAAACCAGUAGUGUGCACAUCGCUCCAGAACAUAUUAAAUGCCAAACGACGAACCCCUUGUGUGCUACUUUUGCUUUCAGCCAUGGAAGUGUCCGGAGCUAGUGUCGUUCCAGAUGACUGGCCGAGAGGGAACAGUUCGGGUUCCCGUGACACAUCCCAAGGAACAGACAUCAUAGAACUACCAAUCGUUUCACAUUAUACCAAUGGGUUUUUGGAAACCAUAACAGAAGAGGGAAGUGAAUUCGAAACAUCUGAAGAUGGAAGCGCCUUCGAUGUGUAUACCGAUACACGACAGAGGGAAUUUUGCCAGAGCUCAUCUCAAGCUAUUAUUCCCAACGUUGAUUCAGAUCGUCUAAUGAGCAACGAGCCGAAGGAGUCAGAGGAUUACGAAGAAGUGAUGAAUAUAUCAAGAUAUUGUUUCCCUACGAGGCCAGCUUCAAACGGGAGCAAUCACAACACUGCAUGUGAAGUUAGCAGUAAGAAUGAGACGGAACCGUCGGAUAACUCAGCAUCUGGGAUGGCAACAUUCUCGGUCGGACAGCGCAAUCUCGUACCCUUCCAAAAGGAUGGGUUCACGAAACACAGUCAGUCGUACAGUAAGGUGCUACCAAAAGACAUUAAUGCAUUCAGCGGACCUAGACAGUACAGCGCUACCGAUGGUUCUGCUGUGGACCGAGCCCCAUGUCCCGACAGGCCAGAUUCGGAUUCAACGACUGAUUUAGCCGAAGAGGUUCUUGUCUUUUCCACCAACGACGAAAGCAGUGAAUGGUGUUGGAGAUUGCAAAAGGAGCACAACCUUCACACGACCCUGCAAUCUUCUAAUCUGGAUGAGGGCAGCAAAGUAGCUAACAAUACGCCCAGUGCCCCCUCAGAGGUACAAGCAAGUUUGAUGAUGGAAAACAAAUAUUCAGAAGGCAGGCACUGGUCAUUAACUGAUGGAGCAUCGAAUUUGCUAACCAAGAAUGAACUUGCCCUUUUUAAAUCACCUCACUUAUUUCAACCAAGUAACAUGGUCCAACGAUUACAGCCAUCUACAGGAUGUGGAGCGGCUACCAGUAAUGAAUCGCUGAAUAUACCCUUCCAAUUUCCUCUUGUGGUUCCAUCGCAUGCGGCCCAACUGACACCGCCUCCGGUAGAGGUGCGUGCAUUCGCAGAACAUGCCCAUCGAAUGCACUUCAGUAAUCCAUCCGUCAGAGUAAAAAGUGGAUAUGUACCUCCAAAAGCCUCCACGUGUCGUCAAAUUGGCGAUAACACUCAACCACCAAGUCCGUUUGCAAAACAGUCAUGUGUGUGUACAGCAAACGGUCGAUUAUACACAGACCAUCUAUGUUUGUCUUCAUCUAACCAUUCCUCACACUUGCGAAAUAUUGCAAAGCCGCUAGGCCUAUUCCCACAAAAUAGAGUGGUUAGAGAAAAUGAUUUCAAAACAUCAGGUGGAUUAGGGUACAACAGUCCACAUUGGUCAUUGGAGUCAAUUCUAUUGCAACAGCAAACCCGAAGCCAGGAUUGCUUUGCAUGCACAAUUCCGGAAAUUCCAGUAGCGUUCUCCCGUGCAAGAGCAAGCAGAGAAAUAGUCCCUCCAGUGAUGACCGAAAAUGGCAUAAUUACCGGCGCAGACACUGAGCAUUCUAAAGUACAAGGCGAACUCCAAUCUCAAACGGAACUCCCUAGAGAACGAGCGACAUGUCCCAUGCCACCGAACCUGAUUGCCACUAAUGAGAGACAACUUUUAAUGGGUAGGCAAGAAAAUCAUAGCUUACCGAAAUCUGAUGGCCUGCAGUUUAGCCGCUCACAACAACAGACGAUCCACUUAGAGGAAAACUGCGCGGUUAAUACUGGUUAUCACCCAGAUGCCACUCUCCGAAAAUCAUGCACUCAAGCCCAUGCAACCACAGCGACAACGCUUUUGUAUCCAUAUGGUAUUGUUUCUACUUGGGAAAAUUCAUUCGGUUAUCCAAUGAGAAUGGAAAGCAAAAAUCUAUACGAACCAAUCACAUCGAAAAUUUCACAGCCUAAGAGAGGAUCCUCGAUCGAGAGUUCAAGUCCAGUAUGGGUAGCUAGUUCAACUCCACGAUCCUAUAUGGACAGAAAAUUCUCAGAAACGAUAACUAAUGGACUCGAGAAAGAUAAGGAGGAAGCCCGCGGCGGAAUAAACUGUAAAAUGAGAGGGCAUAAAAGAAAGGCCAACUUCAAACAUCCCUUGUUGAAGCCACUACAACGGUCACCGGCAGUUUUAGGUGUUAGUGAAUUACUGCUUAAGACCGACGAAGAACUGAACAAGUUAAUGAGUGGCAUGGCUGCUGAAUCACCUGUGAUCGAACAGCAUACACAUGACUAUGGUCGAUCAGAAAAUUACUGUCCAACUGAAUACUCACCUGUCCGCCGGUGCUUUCCGAUGCACAGUAAACACCUUUUCGAUGAUAUACCAGCUGACUGGGAAAAUGAUACGUCCGAGACUAGAAGCUAUUUUGAUUAUGGAGGAGAAGAAGAGGACGACGAUUUCGAGGAUCUUAAUAGCGCUGUAAAUAUGGGUUCAAAGGCAAGUAUCGGUCAAAUUCCCGCAUCUUCUGGUUCUAAACAUUGCGAGAGAAGAACAACCGCCUUGAGCAACGAGACACAAUUACUUAACAUGCCUUAUGAAGAAGCAAGCAAAAUUUUGGAUGACAUACUAAAACUGAAAACGGAUGAAAGGGGGUUUCGGUGGACAGAUAACUGCCAGGCACGAGCUGUUCAUAACAAUGACACCGAAAUGCAAACUUCUCGGUUUCAAGAAGUAGCGGCUGCAGUGAAGAGAACAGUGUUCGAUUCUUGGGAUCUACCGUAUAUAGACAGUGAUGUGAAUGUGGUGGAACAGUCGAGUAGUCCAGCCCCGUAUCAACCUGUCCUUGCGGACAUUGACGAAAUCACCCUAACAUCCAGAAACAGCCAACUUCAAAACUCUUGGAGCAGCGCAUCUGACAUGAACUGCGUGGUUUAUCAAUCAAAUCGCGUGUCCCUUAACCGUCAUCCGCCAGUCGAGUACUACAGAAAUCACCCGCAGUCAGACCGGGUGAAACGCGUUCGAAUACGUUUUGGGUUAUGUGAUCAGAAAAAUGCAAACACUGUGGAUUCGAACAGCUCCAUGAAAAUACGCAACGGCAAAUUUCUGUGGCUGCAACGACUUUGUGGAUGUGUUCGCUCUCCUCGAGAUCGCAAAAGGAGGCAUUUCUGAUACUCAUUUUGUAGUUGUUAAUAUCUUAUUCGAGUGUACAGCAAAAGGUGAGCAGUAAGAAACAAUUCCCUCUAUUUUUGAUGUAGUGGAUUGGACCUAUUAAAUCACAUAAUUUCAGUAUAUUCUCAAGGAGCCCUGUCAAAGAGUUUGGAACAUUUGCUCAACCAACAUAACAAGAAAACACAGGACACAAAUCAUCUAAGCCAGUUUCAGCUAUUUUCUUAACUUUUCGCUCUUCUUUCGAUGAUCAAAGAGAGAAACACAUACAGGUCUCUCUCCCUUUCGUUCCCUGGCUGAUUUUUCACCAAGGCUUAGAUGGAGCACAUACACGCAUCAGACUUGUUGAACAUCAGGCUGAAGUCACUUGUACAAUACAUACUAAAUUACCUGCAUGCUUUUCAAUGGCGUUUCAUGUUUCUUUGCAAUCGCGGCCUUCACCUCGGUGGUUGUGGUGAAUGUCAGCGUUCUAGCAAUGCGUAUCCUCUCGGAUCCCUAUUCGUUGGUUUUUCAUGUAUCGUGAUACAAAUUUUCAACCCAUC